This is a messenger RNA of Agrilus planipennis (emerald ash borer), 1891 nucleotides long. RefSeq names its product maltase 1-like. The record is from RefSeq and is a predicted model, not a curated record. The coding region runs from base 45 to 1778 and encodes 577 amino acids. Gene Ontology annotation, biological process: carbohydrate metabolic process. The transcript has 6 exons. Lineage: Eukaryota; Metazoa; Arthropoda; Insecta; Coleoptera; Buprestidae.
UAAAAAAUUGAUUUAGUUUUACAACUGAUUACCUACACGUAACAAUGAUUGCAUUAAAAACAGUGAUCCUACUUACUACUUUAUUUCAAAGCUUAAUUGAAGCUGAAAUUAUUUAUAAUGGUAGUUCUAUACCCAACGACGAUUGGUGGAAAUAUGCAACAUAUUAUCAGAUUUAUCCUCGAUCCUUCAAAGAUAGUGAUGGCGAUGGGGUGGGUGAUUUGAAAGGUAUUACCAGUCAAUUACAACAUCUGGUAGAUGCUGGAGUAACGGCUUCAUGGUUUUCGCCAAUUUUCAAAUCUCCUGGGAUCGACGGCGGUUAUGAUAUUAGUGAUUUUAGAGAUAUUGAUCCUAGUUACGGAACCAUGAGCGAUUUUGAGCAGCUUCUUGACACAGCCCAUCAACUUGGCCUAAAAAUUAUUUUGGAUUUUGUUCCGAACCAUACCAGCGAUCAACACGCUUGGUUCCAAUUGUCCAAAAAUAGAACUGCGGGGUACGAAGACUAUUACGUUUGGAUGGACGGCCUUAAUUCAACAACACCUCCUAACAACUGGAGGGGUUUUGUCGGAGGUUCUGCCUGGGAUUAUGUGCCCGAGAGGGAUCAAUAUUAUUACCAUCUGUUUACUGCCCAACAACCUGAGUUAAACUUCAGAAGCCCUAGGGUUGUUCAAGAAAUGAAAGACGUACUGAUCUUUUGGUUAGAUAAGGGGGUAGAUGGUUUCAGAGUUGACGCAACUCCCUACAUAUUCGAAAAUUUUCCACCACCAGGGAGUCAGGGAGACUACAACGUUGAUGAGCAACGUAGGGGAAUUCAGGAUCUACCGGAAACAUUCGAUAUGGUUUAUCAAUGGAGAGCAGUUCUUGACGAUUACACUAAACAGAACGGAGGAGAUACUAAGGUGCUCAUGACCGAGGCAUUUACAAAUGUAAAUGCCACCAUGUUCUAUUAUGGUAAUGGCACAGUUGAUGGAGCUCAUUUUACAUUCAAUUUCUUUCUUAUAACCAAUACUACAUCCAACAGUACUGCUAGUCAGGAUAUUUCAGUAAUUAAAAGAUGGUUUCAAUUUAUGCCAAGCAGAUACAUAGCUAAUUGGGUGUUAGGAAAUCACGAUAGAUCUAGAGUUGCCACCCGUCAAGGGGUUGAAAAUGUAGAUGGAUACAAUAUGUUGGUGUGUCUUCUGCCAGGUAUAGCAGACACUUAUAACGGAGAAGAGAUUGGAAUGGAAAAUGGAGAAGUAACAUGGGAGCAAGGACAAGAUCCAACUGCGUGCAACAGACCCAGAGAAAAUUUCCUGACUCAAAGCAGGGAUUUUGAGAGGACUCCAUUCCAUUGGGACUCUAGUGUCAAUGCAGGAUUUAGCACAGCGAAUAGUACUUGGUUGCCUGUCAGUGCAAAAUAUAUAACAAACAAUCUUGAACUACAAAGCAGAGAUGGAGUAAAAAGUCACUAUCAUAUCUACCAAAGUCUAAUGAAAUUGAGGCAAGAAAACACUAUCAUUUUUGGAAAUUUGAACAUAGAGGCUUUAGACACUUACGUUUUUGCAUUUACGAGAGAAUUGGCUGGUAACGACACAUACGUCUUUCUAUUUAACAAGGGAAAUUAUUCUUCAACAGUGUCACUAUCUUCGUUUACGUCUCUCUCUAAUGACAUUAGAGUAGUUUUAUCCAGUAUCGACUCAUUCAGAAACGAAGGGGAUCUUCUCCCAAAAAGACGCCUACGCUUGGAUGCCCACGAAGCAAUAGUAGCAAAAUCACGACCGAAUAAUUUAAUACACUGUUAAAAAAAUUGUAUAUUUACCUGUUAUAAACAAACUAUUAGAAAAUUACAACCUACUAAAUUUAAUUUGUAAUCAAUUCGGCUAUUAAAGGUUGAAAUUUUUGUAUAAUUUCUAAA